Messenger RNA from Salarias fasciatus (jewelled blenny), 988 nucleotides. RefSeq names its product cytokine receptor family member B16 (gene il20rb). NCBI's taxonomy places the organism in Eukaryota, Metazoa, Chordata, Actinopteri, Blenniiformes, Blenniidae. The transcript is spliced from 7 exons. Gene Ontology annotation, molecular function: interleukin-20 binding; cytokine receptor activity. Gene Ontology annotation, biological process: cytokine-mediated signaling pathway. Bases 47 to 958 code for a protein of 303 amino acids. The record is from RefSeq and is a predicted model, not a curated record. Gene Ontology annotation, cellular component: plasma membrane.
CGUUCGUUUCUCCUCCCUCUGGUGUGGGCAUAGGCUCUGCAGGGUCAUGGCACUGACAUGGACGGAGAACCUGCUGCUGACGAUCCUGCUGGGCUUAUUAAAUGAUGUUUGGGGGCUUCCGGCUCCAGUCAGCACUUCCAUGGACUCCGUCAACAUGAGACACACGCUGAGGUGGGCGCCGCUGCAGGCGCCAUGCAACGCCACAGUCCUGUACUCUGUCCAGUAUCAGGGAGAGUUUGAGCUCUGGGUGGGGAACGGCAGCUGGGUGGACGCUGCAGACUGCCAGCAGAUUCCUCACACUCACUGCGAUCUGACCUUUGACCUGGGCUCUGACUCCGACUACAACCUGCAGGUCAGAGCGCAGUGCGACAGGCAGCUCUCGGCCUGGACCCGGCUGAGCCAGCCGUUCAACCGCAGAGACACGGUCUUGACGGUACCAGAGAUGACGGUGACAGCAAUAGGGAACUCCCUCCAGGUGAUGUUCAGAGAGCUUCCUCUCACUGGCGUUGUUAGUGUGAUCGUGUGGAAAAAAGGCGCCAAGUUGCAGACGGCUGUAUAUUCGAUGCCAGCAGAGCAGACGGUGUUCGCUGUGACUGACCUGCAGGAGGGAGCGACCUACUGUGUCAGAGCUCAGCUUGUGCUGAACUCAGCGCUCCACAGCAACAGCACCGAGCUCCACUGCGUGCCCGUCGCAGGUGCAGAGAGUGCUGCUUGGAAGACGCCGACCGCUGUGACUGUGGCGGUCUUCCUCACAGCCGGAGUCCUGUUUGCUCUGUUCUGGGCCAUCGCCCACUGCAGUGCCGACGCCUGCCAGCAGCUCUUCCAGAAGGAGCCUCUGCCUCAGUCACUGAAAGUGGACUUGGACAGAAAAACUCCAGCGGUCGCUGAGGAAGAGGAGGAGCUCAUGGAGGAAGUGAUCGUCGUCUUGAAGGAAAAAAAAAACAUGGCCUCCCUCUGAGUUAACUGGACUUCUGAAAGACUGCCAGCC